Molecule: messenger RNA, 1137 nt
Organism: Ostrinia nubilalis (European corn borer)
Lineage: Eukaryota; Metazoa; Arthropoda; Insecta; Lepidoptera; Crambidae
Exons: 2
Coding region: 1-1137 (378 amino acids)
Source: RefSeq, a predicted model, not a curated record
AUGGUAAGUUUCGAUGUCGAGUCACUGUUUACCAAUGUGCCACUGAAGGAUUGCCUGGAAGUCAUCAAGGACAGAUUGUUUGACAAUGAGCUGCCCGAUGAAUAUAUUGUCCUUUUGCAAAACUGUUUGGACGGAAACUAUCUCUUGUAUCGAGGCCAAUAUUACCUCCAGAUUGAUGGCGUUGCUAUGGGAAGUCCUGUAGCACCAGUGAUUGCCAACAUUUGGAUGGAACAUUUCGAACAAAAAGCGUUAGCGAGCGGCCCCGGUAUUGUUAAGUUCUGGAAGAGAUAUGUUGAUGAUAUAUUUUGCAUCAUAAACGGAAACCAAACAGAAGUGGAACAAUAUCUACAGCACUUAAAUUCUGUUCAUCCAAAGGUUAAGUUCACGUAUGAAAUGGAGAGGAACAGAUCCAUGGCUUUCCUUGAUGUUCUUGUGACAGUGAGACCGGAUGGGGCUUUGGCCCACUCUGUUUACCGGAAACCGACUCACACAGACAGAUAUCUGCACGCCUCUUCUCAUCACCAUCCCCGUCAUCUUCAAGCAGUUAUUUCCUCAUUGGUUAAUAGGGCAUAUAACCUAUGCGACCCUGAACAUGUGGAAGGGGAACUAAAACAUGUGAAGGAGGUACUAAGAAGGAAUGGCUACAGUGCUACCACAAGACAAAUGGAGAAGAGACUCAAGAGGGAUAAGCAACCAAUGGUGAGCAGGGAACCAGCUUUCCUUCCGUACGUGAAAGGGGUAACGGAUAAAAUUGGAACAGUACUCAACAAAUACUCCAUUAAGACUGUAUAUAGCCCGUUGUCAAAAGUAACGAAGGAAAUUCGCUCGCCAAAGGAUAAUAUACCUCUUCAGACGCCGGGUGUCUAUAAGAUCGAUUGCAGCUGUGGUAGUUCUUAUAUAGGACAAACUAAGCGGUCUAUAGCUGAAAGAGUCAAAGAACACAUAGCGGCUGUAAAGAACCGACAGACGUGCAAAUCUGCGAUAGCUGAACAUCUGUUAACUUCGGACGUUAAUCACUGGAUGGAACUUCAUGACCCGAAAAUCCUCUCAACUGAUAGGCAUUACCAUCAAGGUUCUGGAGCGGAGGCCGCGUACCGGAAAAUGCAGCGUGGGACGUCCACCCACAAGGUGGACUGA